CGAUUUUAGUUUACCGAUUUUGAAUAGCUAACUACAUUAACUAACGUUAGACGCAGCGGUCAGCGGACCACUAACGUUAGACCCAGCCCGCUGUUCAGUUCACUCUCUGUACUGUAAGCGAUGCAAUAUAAAAGCCCGGCAAAAACAGCAAGCCAGCCAGUCGAUGUUAGUUGGCUAACGUUAGCUUCGUCGUGCUAAGGUACUUAACCCCGCCAGGAUUGUAUCCCCCCCGAACGCCGCGAGAGCGCGCGUGCACUCAAAGAGAAGCGGUGUUUAACUACUGCGCCUCAAAUUCACUUUUAAAACAUAGACCGUUAAUAUUAAUGAACAGAACAUGUGCAACGUCACCCAUUGGUUUGUGGAGAUCUGAAAUGAGUCGUCGAGUUUGCAGUUAAAUCAUGUAAGUCAUGUAAAAUGUUAAAUCAUGUAAGUAACUAUAGGGACAUACAGUAUUGUAGUCAUACAAGAAGACAUUGGUAAUUCGAUAGAAUUUGUAAUUAAGUAAUGUAAUUUAAAUGCUCUGGUGUCGGUUAAUCUGUGUAGGGUUAUUUUAAAUUCAUAAAAGUAUGAUCAGAAAUUGCAAAGGAAAAAAAACAACUUAUUUAAUGUAAUGAUUAAAUCAAAUAUACCCGAUAUUUACUGCAUUGACAUUUUUAAAGUAUGAAAACUAAAAACCAUACAGGAAUAUGCAAUGUUAAGAUCUAAUUCUAACAGUUUAAAUCCAAUAAAACAUAAAUCCAAUAAAAUGUAUAAAUGAUAUGCCUAAUACAUACUUCUGAAGUGGUAACUAUUAGGUUUGAGUGAUGAACAGAACCCAAAUACAGACAGAACGCAGAGCCAGGAGGGGGAAUUAACAGGUUAAUUUAAAGUACUCAAGUAUCAAGUUUUGGUUUCCGAGGGGGAAAAGCACGUCCAUGUUUCCAGGGUGAACAGGUCCGGUGGUUUCCGGGAAGGAGCGACUCCGUCAGAGGAUGACAGUAAGCCGGCUAGUGGUGGGGUCAAGUGGAUGGCGGGAGUCAGGUUCCAAUGGCAGCUGAGGCACAGGAGAAAGGAUCAGGACAGGCAAAUACACAAAUAUCUCAACAGAUAGCAAGAUUUAAACACACUGCCAUUCCAAGAUAUGUCGAUGGCACAGAGUCCAGACUCCCGUAGGACGACAGGAGACAGAAGCCACUGUCAAACUAACCAGGUGCCAUUUACCCCUGAAUUCACCAAGAUGCUGACGAAAAGCAGUCCGCGCUUUGGUGCCUUGAGUCAUCACUCAUUCUUCUCCCGGCACAACCCUCAUCCACACAGGGUGAAACAUAUUCAAGGACUCAAUGGUAGGCCUGUGUGCAUGGUGAGGGAUGAUUGGUUUGUGACCUCUUCCUUAUUUCCUCAUCCACUUCUCAAGAGCCACGUCCUCAAGAAAGCAACUGAUCCAUCUUUUAGUUUUCCGUUUGCUCAGAAUCUUUAUGGAGUCAGUAGUAACAAAAACAAAUCAGCCCAAUUUUCAGAGGCCUGGAGAGAUGAACUUAAAGACCUCGCUGCAAAAGUCAGUUUGGCUUCUCAUACAGAAAAGGGCAAAAAAGAGGACCAGCCUGAAGAAGAAUUUGUCCGCCGAAAGACCCAAUAUUCAGCUGAAACAGGGAGAAUCGUCCCUCCAUCCUCCAACUCUUACCAACGCAGAUCUCAUUCUCAGCGCCUGAUGUAUCCUCAGUCCUUCCAUGAUCAAGAACUAAUGGUGUUUGAGCUACUUUGUCAGAUCCUGCAGACAGAUUCCCUGUCUACAGUCCAGCAGUGGCUUCUGCUUGCAGGCCAAAGAGAGAAAGACCUGGUGAUGGGGAUGAUCAAGCAAGCUCUGGACGGUGUUGAGUUCUCGGGCCAUCCUCAGCAGAACCUCCAGCAGCUCCAGGCCUUUCAUCCUAGUGCAUCUCCGUCUGUGUAUGGUCCAUCGUUCGACCAGUCGUGGAGAAAACCACAAAGAACGAGCUCAUACAUAGGAAACCAAGCUUUCAGCGACGAAAAACCAGAGAAAAUUGGAGAUGCAGAGGUCCUUGAAGUGCACCCAAGAGCUCAGAAUAAUCUUGAAGAUCCUCCACUGCAGCACACUGAGAGUGCAUAGAAUUCCCUUGUUUUCAUCAUAAUAUUCACUGUAUUAUGGUUUCCUAAUGAGAAAUGAUUGGUUUCAUUGAGCAUUGGUCGCUUGAUAGAUGAUAUACCAGGUACUUUUUAGCAUAUUUGCUUUUUAGAUGUUUCUUAGAAACAAGCCAAUUUAACAGGACUUCAAUAGGUGGGGUAGUGUUACAUGAUACUGUGGAUGAUGUUUCGUACUUGUAUUGUUUUGAAAGCGAGAAAAGCAGAGUGACAAGUUUAACAACCUUCAGGGAAAUAAAACUUGAAUGCUGAUAGUUAUGUUCGUGUGGUUUAAUCUGGGCAAAAGAUAAUUUAGGAUUUUAGGUUACCAAAGUUUAAAGUGCUUAUAUCAGUUCCCCGCUUACAGAGUGGCUCUAGGGAUUGCAAUGUUGGUCUGUCGCUCCAUCACUUUGCUCUAGACCAAAAUCUCUGUCGAGACAUUUGUUAUUCUUCGAUGAUGAAUCCUGAUGAUAUUGGUGACUUUUGUCGAGCCCCAUUAUAGAGUUCUACAUUUGUGGUUUUGAGUAAAAUGUCUUGAGUAAAAAACUAUUGGAUGCAUUGUCAUGAAAAUAGAGGCAUUCAUGUUCUGGUCAAACUUUCAAUUUGUCCAAUACUUUAUAACCAAAUGUGCAAUACACACAUAAUUCCUAUUAGCCUUAGCUCAUGUAAUAAUUAGCAAAUGUUAUCAUGCUAGAACGCUAAACUAACUUGGGGAUAAAUAAACUUCAACAUAACCAACACUGCCAUAUUCAGUGUGUAACGUUAGCUUGCCAGCUCAGAGGUUGUUUGUGAGGUUGUUGUAAAAGGGCAACUCUGUUUGCUAGAUGUCCGGCUUGCCAGGCUUAACCUGCAAUGUACUUACUUAGAUCCAGACUAGCAUUGUCAUGUUAACAUUUAGCUGAAGCACACCUGUCCUCAAGCACUGCCUCACGGUCUUGUUUUAACCCCAGACAUGGUGAAUUUAGACAUAGAGGUUUUUAUUUCUCAAACAAGAAACAAUGCGUUCAAAAAGUU
Messenger RNA from Etheostoma spectabile (orangethroat darter), 3129 nucleotides. RefSeq names its product thymus, brain and testes associated (gene tbata). Lineage: Eukaryota; Metazoa; Chordata; Actinopteri; Perciformes; Percidae. The transcript is spliced from 9 exons. Bases 1121 to 2104 code for a protein of 327 amino acids. The record is from RefSeq and is a predicted model, not a curated record.